AGCUCCAUCUACCCCAGCCGAAGCCCUCCCUCCACUUCCUAGAUACCAUCUCCAUUUUCUUGGGCAUCGAACUUGUUAGAGACGUCUUCAGAACCUCUGCUGUUGUAGCCUGAAGUCCCGUUUGUGUCGUAGUUUCCCAUAGUUGCCCAUACCAUCCGGUCGUCAGGGUAUCAUCAUCAUGCCGCAGAUUCAAUAUUCCGAGAAGUAUUUCGACGACAUCUACGAGUACAGGCAUGUAGUUCUCCCCCCUGAUGUGGCGAAACUACUUCCGAAGAACAGGCUACUGUCCGAGGCUGAAUGGAGGAGCAUUGGCGUGCAGCAAUCCAGAGGAUGGGUUCACUACGCUAUUCAUCGUCCCGAGCCUCACAUCAUGCUUUUCCGUCGGCCAUUGAACUAUGGACAGCAGGUUCAGCCAGCCGCGCAACAACUUCAGCAGCAAGUAGGCGCAUAAGAUACGGUAGUGACUUCCUCACGCUCCUGGUGCAGCAGGAUCACCAUACAAGUCUCAUCACUGCUCAUGAUGCCAGUUAGCAGCCUCUUCAGCAGCUUGUGUCAUAGAAAACCAGAUCUGUCAAUACUCAACGUCUAGUUGCGAUUAUUAAUUCCUUCAAUUCUUUUCCGAACGGGUUUACAGGCCUUCAUUCUGCUGUUACAGGCUUAACGAGAUCUCAAGCCCUAACAGGUGACAUGUUUUGUUAAGAACCAAGUUACA
Molecule: messenger RNA, 712 nt
Organism: Closterium sp. NIES-67
Lineage: Eukaryota; Viridiplantae; Streptophyta; Zygnematophyceae; Desmidiales; Closteriaceae
Source: the annotation of a GenBank genome assembly